AUGGAUGAAUCUUUACCAGGAAACUUAAGAGAUGAAGGUAUUUAUGAAUCAAUGGAUGAAUCUUUAUCACGAAACUUAAGAGAUGAAGAUGAACAUGAAUCAAUGGAGAUGCAUCAGGAGGGGUUGUUACCGGGAAACUUAAGAGAUGAAGGUGAUUAUGAAUUAAUGGAGUCGCAUCAGGUUGAAUUGCUACCAGGAAACUUAAGAGAUGAAGGUGAUUAUGAAUUAAUGGAGUCGCAUCAGGAUGAAUUGCUACCAGGAAACUUAAGAGAUGAAGGUGAUUAUGAAUUAAUGGAGUCGCAUCAGGUUGAAUUGUUACCAGGAAACUUAAGAGAUGAAGGUGAUAAUGAAUCAAUGGAGUCGCAUCAGGAUGAAUUGUUACCAGGAACAUCCAGAGACAAUUCCAGAAAUGGUGAACAAAAUGAAAAUCUAGAAAGUCUUCCAUAUGAUUUAUUAGAGUUCAAUGCUUCCAAUGGUAAUAGGAUUCAUGGUAGCAACCCUGAUGCCGAAGAUAGGUAUACUAGACUUACCACGAAACACCACCGAUACCCAAAAUGGAAAUGGAUUCUGAUGAAAAUUAACAACACAGAACUGACGUAUGUGAUUUUUGCUGUUACAUUUGUUAUUGUUUUUAUUAUUGCUGUUGGCUGUAUGGUUAUACUGUACAAGAAAUACCAUAUUCAUGGCUUCGGAAUAGAUCGUCUUUGA
Molecule: messenger RNA, 708 nt
Organism: Lottia gigantea (owl limpet)
Lineage: Eukaryota; Metazoa; Mollusca; Gastropoda; Lottiidae
Exons: 4
Coding region: 1-708 (235 amino acids)
Source: RefSeq, a predicted model, not a curated record